Messenger RNA from Meloidogyne enterolobii, 1064 nucleotides. NCBI's taxonomy places the organism in Eukaryota, Metazoa, Nematoda, Chromadorea, Rhabditida, Meloidogynidae. The record is from the annotation of a GenBank genome assembly.
UUAUUACGGACUUUGAAAAUACUAUGGUUCUUGCAGCACAAAAAGUUUUCCCAGAAGCCCAUAUAAGUGGAUGUUACUUUCGAUUUGCUCAGGAAUUGUUUAAAAAAUGGUCUGAAUAUAAUCUUGGAGUUAUUUAUGGAAAUGAGAAAAGUCAAGCUGGAAAUAUUGCGAGGAUGACAUUUCGACGACUAAUUUGUCUUGCACUUAUUCCAAUGGCUUAUGUUAACCGUGCAUUCUACAAAAUUGUUGAAGGUGCCAGACUUUCACAACUGGCAGAAUUCUUCUUUUAUUUCAAACAAACUUUUAUUGGACUGACAGAGCAGGAAUUUAGAAUGAAGGCAGCCGCUUUUGGAUCAAAUUUUGGACAAAAUCUAAUUUAUUCGGGACCUGAGGAGGAACAUGUUUAUGAAGAAACAACUGUCGGUUACCAAGAUUAUACUCAACAACAUAUACGCUAUGAAAUGCCGCCACCACCAACACAUUCUUCUCCAACAAUCAUUGUAACUACAAAUCAAACACCUCCAUUUUUGCAACCUUUGCGUCAUCGUCCUUAUUGUCCUUUGGAAUUUUGGAGUAUUAGUGAAAGAGUCGCAACAGAAUUGGUUAAUGCAAAUUGUGCUAUGGAAAUGGCACAAUUACAGAUUAAGCAAGCCAAUAAUAAGCAAUUAUCUUCAUUGCCAAAUUGGAUAUUAUCAUUUUGGGAUGAUUUUGAAAAGCAACGAGACAAUAUUCGUUCACAAGUAGUUUCAAAUAAAAAGAGAAAUCAACGAAAACAUGUAAUCAAAGAAGAUUUGGUAGUAAACACAUUAAAUGAAGCGUCCUAUGAAACUGACCAGGCAAUCUUAAAUACUUUGGAUAUGUUGUCACAUCAUGUCCAAGGAUAUGUUAAUGGAUUAUAUUUUGAUGUUAAAAAUGAAAAAGGACAAUUACAACAACAACAACAAGUGGGUGGUGAUGAUUCAUUGGAAUUUAAUGAAAGUUUGAAUAGUAGUAAUAUUAUUAAUAGUAGUGGUGUUGGGGGACGUAUGAAACCAAGUACUUCUUCCUCUUCUGCUUUUCGAUAA